Molecule: messenger RNA, 291 nt
Organism: Rotaria sp. Silwood2
Lineage: Eukaryota; Metazoa; Rotifera; Eurotatoria; Philodinida; Philodinidae
Source: the annotation of a GenBank genome assembly
AUGAAAAUUUUUUAUCAAAACCUUUUUAUCCUAUUAGCAUUAAUCAUUCAUUUUCGAUUGGUUAUGUCAUAUCCUUCACCAUAUGGAAGUGAACAACGAGCUUUUCUUCGUUGUCAUUUUUCUCCGAUUUCAUGCAAACGUAGUUCGUCUGAUUUGGAAGAAAAUCAAAAUCCAUUGUCAAUUAUUAACAAAAAUUAUUUUCAAACAUGUCUGAGUCAUAAUAAACCUCUUUGGUUUUGUCUUCAUGAUCUAUCACAAUAUACAUUGGAAGAUAUAAAUCCAAAUCAUUAA